CACAUGUUCCUGGAAUUUUAAUUCUGUAGAACUUAUAAGCAGACAUCUACCAUGUCUUGGCUUGCUGAUCUUGCUGGAAAGGCAGAGGAUCUCCUCAACAGAGUUGAUCAAGGAGCUGCAUCAGCCCUGAGCAAAAAAGACACAUCAAGCACUGCAGUAUAUGAUAAUAAGAAUUUGGACUCUGCCACUGAAUAUUCUGAAUUGCACAAGCAUACUGGAGAACUGAAAUAUCAGGUGUCAUCCAAAGCAGCCUACAUCUCCUCAGCAGCUGAUAAUAUUAAACAUCAAAAGGCUACAAUCCUAGCAGGAACAGCAAACGUUAAACCAGCACGUAGGACGUCUUUGGAGGCUGCUUCUCCAGUUGAAAGUGUUUCCACACCCAGACCUUCCUCGCAGUUUGUGAGAAGAAAAAAGUCUGAACCUGAUGAUGAGUUGCUAUUUGAUUUUCUCAACAGUUCUGAGAAAGAGCCCAAUGGCAAGAUAGACUCUAAAAAGGAGAAGAGUAAGGCAGCUGUUCUUCAGAAUCACUCUCGGACUUCAAGCAUUAGUUCUGUGUCUACUAGUACACAGAGUGCAAAAACUACUGAAGAUAAUUCCACCAGGAGCCAAGGCAAUGAAACUCCAGACAGUUCAGAUUCUGGAUUGGGAGCACAAGUGGAUGGCUCAUCACCAAGUGCAGUAACUAAUCCUAGCCUUUCAGCCAAUGAUGGUUUCAAACCUCAUGAGCUGUCCAAUCUUCGCCUGGAGAAUCAGCUGCUGCGGAAUGAAGUUCAAUCUUUAAAUCAAGAAAUGGCUUCAUUAAUUCAGAGAUGCAAAGAAACGCAAGAAGAGUUAAACAAAUCCCGGGAGAGGGUCGAAAAAUGGAGUGUUGACCAUUCAAAGAGUGACAGGAUGGUUAAAGAACUUCAAGCUCGAGUUGAUGAUCUCACAGAAGCUGUUGGUGCCAAGGAUUCCCAGCUAGCUGUGCUAAAAGUGCGAUUGCAAGAAGCUGAUCAGCUUUUAAGGACUCGGACAGAAGCUUUGGAAGCAUUGCAGAGUGAAAAAUCACGGAUAAUACAAGACCACAGUGAAGGGAGCAGUUUGCAAAAUCAAGCCCUGCAAACUCUUCAAGAGAGGCUGCGUGAUGCAGACUCCACACUGAAGCGAGAGCAAGAAAGUUACAAACAAAUGCAGAAUGAGUUUGCGGCUCGUCUAAGUAAAAUGGAAGCUGAGCGUCAGAAAUUGGCAGAAGGGAUUACUGUGGCAGAAAGAAAAUAUUUAGAUGAAAAGAGGCGAGCUGAUGAACUUCAGCAGCAAGUCAAAAUAACUAAAAACCACCUAGAAACUGCAAAACAAGAACUGACAGACUACAAACAGAAAGCUACUCGCAUACUCCAAUCUAAAGAAAAGUUGAUAAACAGCCUAAAAGAAGGCUCGGGUAUUGAAGGUCUGGAUAACCAUACUGCAAGCACGAUGGAACUAGAAGAACUGAAACAUGAACGAGACACUCAGAAAGAAGAAAUGCAAAAGCUAAUGGGGCAAAUACAACAGCUCAGAACAGAGCUGCAGGAUAUGGAGACUCAGCAGGUAAGUGAAGCUGAGUCAGCAAGAGAACAACUUCAAGAUCUACAAGAGCAAAUAGCAGCACAUAAAAUGGCCAAGCAGGAGGCAGAGGCUGAACUAGAAAGGCAAAAACAGGAACUCCAUUAUACUGAGGAAGAGUUGUAUCGAACUAAAAAUACUUUGCAGAGCAGAAUAAAAGACAGAGAGGAAGAAAUUCAGAAGCUCAGAAAUCAGCUCACAAACAAGGCUCUGAGUAGUAGUAGUCAGACCGAGUUAGAAAAUCGGCUUCAUCAGCUGACAGAAACACUUAUUCAAAAGCAGACCAUGCUAGAGAGCCUUAGCACGGAGAAAAACUCCCUUGUCUAUCAACUGGAACGGCUUGAGCAGCAGCUUAAGGCUAUCCAAGGCACUAGUGCUAAUGGACCUUCUAUUAACAUGGCAGGAAUUGAUGGUCCUGAAGGUGCUCGUAUGCGGAACGUUCCUGUCCUUUUUAGUGAUGUGGACACUAACAUGGCAGGAGUGUAUGGGAGAGUUCGCAAAGCUGCUAGUAGUAUAGAUCAGUUUAGCAUUCGUCUGGGAAUCUUCCUAAGGCGAUAUCCCAUAGCAAGAGUCUUUGUAAUCAUUUAUAUGGCAUUGCUUCAUCUCUGGGUCAUGAUUGUUCUACUUACCUACUCACCAGAAAUGCAUCAUGAUGGUCCCAGUGGCAGAUAGACUGAGACAAGACCAUAUGCUGUGUUCAUGAAAGUACGCUGGCUGGCAGAGUACUUAAAAUGAUCAGUCCUGAAAUAUCAGCAAACCUUUCAUCUUGUUUAGGAAGAAUGAAAACCAUCAUGCCUGAUUUAUCACUACUUUUUAAUAUAAGUAUAAUACUAUGUAGCUUUUUCGAUUUGCCUAACACUGUAUCAUUUUCCUGGAGAAAUAUGGUUGUUAAGCUAAAUUUAGCCUUUACAUUUUGCAUAAACCUUCUGAUGGUUAGUGUAAAAAUAAAAAAAUUAAAAUAAAAAAAUUAAAAAAAAGAGUUGUACCUACAGAGAAAUGCAAUGAUUUCCAAAGUUACAGGUAUAUAUAUGGUACAAACUAUUUUAGGUCAUACUGGACGUGGGCUAAAGUCAGGUAACAAACUGUACUUAGGAACUUAAAUAAACUUUUUCUGGUUUCUUUCAGUCUGCUUUUGCACUUCUGUUUUUAACUUUGUAAAUAGGCUUUUCUUUAACAUGUUAAACUGAAAAAAUGACAAUGGAUUGGUGCAAUAUCUUUUUGUAAAUAAGUUUAAAAAUAAAAUAUUAUGUAUUCUUCUGAGCUUUGUACUUUCAGUGCAACAGAUGAAUCUUCCCUAUCAGCUAAACAGUGGGAUUGCCUAUUUAAUGAUUGAUAUUUUAGCUUUAUCAGAGAGUGAGAGAAGGUUUCAAGGAAGGAGGUUUGAGCUCUUUAGAAAUAAUGGUAUUUUCUUUUGCACUUGAAAUGUACUUAUUUUAACUGCAUUUUGUUAUAUGCCUCCCUCAUUACUAGAUGUCUUAACCAGAUCUUAUAUUUGUUGAAAUAUUUAUUUUCUAAAACUUUAGGUACUUAAUGCUAUUUCUGUACAAAAUCUAUAACAACUGCAAAAAUCUCUCAUGGCUAGAUAUUUACCAAAUAUACUAGUAAACAAACCUCAUCAAAUAUUUAUCUCCGUGACCCAUGAGACCAAAUCAAACCUACUGUAAUAGUUCUGUCAUUACAGUGGCAUUCUGUAAUUAUGAAUUCUUGAUACAUUAGUACAGUAAUACAAGGUCACUUAUUCUUUCCUCAAGAAAUCUGUUUCCUUGUGUGGUGCUCAAAGCUGAGUCAUGAGAAGAUAACAAAGUAAUUUGUCACUCCUGCUCUAAUGGUUAUGGUUCAGUUUUCAUGCGACUUGAACACUCUUAAGCAUUAGUCCUAUGCAUGAGGUCUGUCAUGCUAACACCUAUGGAAAUGUUACAGUAGACACAUGACUGUAUUGCUGCUCUGAUUCACAUCUUGCAGUGAAACCUGAAAUGUUUUGAUGAAUUAAAUAAAAGAGCA
Messenger RNA from Struthio camelus australis, 3582 nucleotides. Lineage: Eukaryota; Metazoa; Chordata; Aves; Struthioniformes; Struthionidae. The record is from RefSeq and is a predicted model, not a curated record.